Messenger RNA from Elaeis guineensis (African oil palm), 1479 nucleotides. Its product is annotated as bZIP transcription factor 44. Gene Ontology annotation, biological process: positive regulation of DNA-templated transcription. The record is from RefSeq and is a predicted model, not a curated record. Gene Ontology annotation, molecular function: DNA-binding transcription factor activity; transcription cis-regulatory region binding. Gene Ontology annotation, cellular component: nucleus. NCBI's taxonomy places the organism in Eukaryota, Viridiplantae, Streptophyta, Magnoliopsida, Arecales, Arecaceae.
CGUUUCCAAGCUCCAAUUCCCUUUCCCCCUCCCCACUCCUCCCUUAGCUUGCUUCUCCUCUUCCCAGUUCUUGCCUCCUUUUGCCUCAGCAGAACCGAGCAGUUCUGCUGCUCUGCUCUUCCCCUGUUUCGCUUGGGUUAGCAGAAGGAUCCCUCUGCUGGGGUGCGAGAAACCUUUGCAACUCUCCAUUUAUCAGGGGAAACUCUGCCCAAUUAUUCUCUUAAAACACGACUUUUUGGAGGCCGAAUACUAAAGAAAGACAUAUCAAAAUCUCGUUCUUUCUUUCUUUCUUUCUCUCUUUUUUUUUUCCUAAGCAGAGGUUUCACUCCCUCCUCCCCUCUUUCACAUGCAGCAUCUUUUCCUCUUGAUGUUUCUGAUUGAUGUCGCCUAUCCUAAGUGAAAUACUCCUUUCCGGGUUUAUGAUAAAUCCCACGUUCAGACGCCCGACCAUUCUCGUUCAAUCUUUCUCCGUUGUCUUCCUCUACUGGUUCUAUGUCUUUUCAUGGGGAGUUUCUUCCAACAUCUCAGCACUUGGACACUGUCCACUUCUUCAUCUAUAUAGUCUCCUAGUCUUAGUUUUUUUCCUCCAUAAAAAGGCAGGCUUUUUAUAUCUUUAUAAUUCAGAGAUAAUUACAUCAAGAAAGAUCUAGUACUAGUAAAAAUAAAACUCCUAAAUAUACUACUACUACUGCUUCUGCUACAAGUUUUGUGUGCUUGGUGUGAAGAACUAGUAUGGCUUCCUCCAAUGGUACCUCUUCUGGAUCAUCUGCUCUGUUUCCGGGUUCCGGCGAAGCGGUGAUGGACCGGAAAAGGCAGAAGAGGAUGCUGUCGAACCGGGAGUCGGCGCGGCGGUCCCGGAUCCGCAAGCAGAAGCACCUGGAUGAUCUGAAGGCCCAGGUGAGCCAGCUGAGGCAGGAGAACAGCGAAAUCGUCGCAGCCUGGAGCCUCGCCACCAAGCAAUACCUGGCUGUGGAGGCUGAGAACUCUGUGCUCAGGACUCGGAUGAUGGAGCUCAGCUCCAGGCUGCAGUCCCUCGAUGACAUCCUCCACUUGUUGAAUGGAGGCUUCAGCACCAGCCAUGGACAUCAGUUCACUGAUGGAUUCUGCAAUCCAUGGAACUCCAUGUGCAUGAACCCGCCUAUCAUGGCCUCAGCAGACUUGCCACAAUACAACUAGAUAAACAUGAGGCCUGGGCCUUUGAUGUUGGUUUCUUGGGGCUGGUGUUUGGAAAAAUAUGAACUCUUGCUUGUGGUUGGGUGGAAGAAGGAUAGGAUAUUUUUAGCUUCUGGAGCAUUAUUAUGAGCCCAGAGAGCUAUAAAACUCUUUAAAGUUUUGUUGUAGAUGGAAGUGCUUGUAGACAGGGAGUUUGAUUUCUAGGUCCCAGUAUGCAUGUGGCUUAUGACUUUUUAUGCAGUCACUACUGUAUAUUUUUGUGGUUUUUUUAUUUACAAUAGUAUAAUAGCUUAUGUUAUUGGAGCA